AGGCGGUGCCUGAUCUGCCUGGUGCAGAAAGCGCGACACGUUUGCUGCGUCUGAGAAGCAUCCAGGUGGUCAUUGGUGUAUAUCAUUACACUCAUCUUCUUUGCAUAGUGCAGGAGGAUCCCGGCGCGGGCGCAUGGUGAUUGUAUUGAUAUUAACUGCUUGGUAAGUGAUCAAUGGAUCUGUGUGUUCUUCCUUCGUCGAAUGUCGAGUCUGGCAUCUCACAGUCGUCUCUGAUUGGUCAGUGGACCAAUAAUGACGGCUGUUUCUAUAGCAAACCGUCUCAACUAGAUAUCGACGACGAGCUGCUCUCUGCUGUUGACGAUUCACCGGAGCUGGCGUCAUUUGAUAUCAGUGAAAUGAAUGCACCUUUGUCAGGUCGUCAAGGCACAAUACCAAUGUUUGGAUUGGUUGACGCCCCAUCUCCUACUCCAAUCAUUAUGUGUCAGCAAGACACGUUUGUGCCAACAGAAAGUAACAGUUUCUCGCUGUUGAAUAGAGGAGAAGAACUGGACUCUAGUCUCAUGUCGACUGUCACAACUAGCAAUGAGCUACAGCUGGAAGCGUCCAGUCUGCACCAGCUGCUGCAUCCAGUAGAUUCCGUGAUCAAGUCAGAGCCGCAGGAGAUGAUGCAACUCAGUGCAGACUACUUUGCGAAGCUGCUAAUGCCGACGGCAUUCGAACAUCCAACAGCUCCAGCGAUCAUGACACCUGCAGUUCAAGGUCCAAUCAGUAGUGCAUCCGUUGGUUGUUCAUCCAUCUUGCCUAGUUUGUCAAAGUACGACACGCCGUCGUUCCACUUUCCACCGUUGACAUUUGCCAACAGCCUUCCCAGUCCGGAAAGUUUGCCAUCAACCCCACAUGUCGAGCAAGCGUUGCCCCCACUCUCAACCAUUUUAACAUGUGACUAUCCGUGUCAGUUGUAUUCCACACUGUCCAGCAAGCCAUCUUGUAGUGUGUCUCGUUCUGCAUCUCGAAAGAGCAAGAAGUCUUCAGAAAUGAAGAGAAAGCGCUUGGAAACAACCGGUUUGUAUUCCAAAUUGUAUGGUGACAGUUUGCUGAGAAAGAAAUCGAAGGGAGGAGGACGACGAUCGGGUCAGAUGAAAUUCAAGAAAACAGAUAAUCAGUUGGCUAUUCUUCGGACGUAUUUUAGUCUCAAUAAGAUGCCAUCAAGGGAGGGCAUAAUGAAACUUGGUGAGAUUACUGGAUUGACUUUUCAAGAAGUCAGAAACUGGUUCAGAAAUGCACGACUGAGGUACAAGGAACCAUUAACAGCAACUUGUGACAUCAGUAUUUUGAAGGAUGUUCCUGGAAUUCCUGAGCAUGUUUUUCAGCAACAUUGCAAUACAGAAUCUGUCAACAAUUUGGUCAGCCAGGCAUACGUCACUUCAUAUUCUCCUGCACCUAAAAAACGAAAGGCAGAGACGUCAACCAUUAACUGCACUACCACCAAGACAGAAGAAGGAACUCGCCGUAGCGAACGCAUUCGAACGGGAUGGAGAUCGGCAGCGAUGAUGGCUGCUCUAUUGGAAGCCGAAAAAUAUCAACCAAACAAAGCCAGAGUUGGUAGUCCUGACAGAGACUGUUUCUCGUGUGUCAAUGUGUUACAGUCAGCCACACACAACUGCAAUACAUGCUCGAGUGUUCCAGAAAUUGUAGUUACUCAAGAUGAGCUGGAGAAGUCUCUACAGUUUGGACAACCGAAACAAAGCAACCUGCAGCAACGUGCGGACAACAACAGCUACAGCAAUGGUAGUGAUUCAGCUGGGUUGUUAUUGCCGUGUGGUGAAGUGGCUUCUGGUCAACUCACUCCACCUACGACUCCAUCAACAAAGUCUGCUGACUUCAUUGAUGGUGUUCUAUCGUCAAGCAAACUGACAACACACAAGGAUGUAUCAACUACGUGUCAGCAGAUUUCACAAGAAGAGUUUGAUGUGGUAAAGGACAGAUUUGUGAAGUCAUUUACACAUCAUCCACCUGAAUCAAAGGAAAGAAAGGAACUACUGAGAGCUCUUGUACAAGAGUUGGAUGUGAGAGAGAAAGCUUCUCUACAUGUCAUGGUUUCAGCAAGACUGACGCAAUCAACAUCCAAUGACAGCAUGUAUCACAUCAACAUGAAGGACAGAGCCAGAGAUGCUUGGGAGAACCUGCAAGAUUUAUUCAAACGAAAGAAUACGAAUGGAACAUAUCAGACGAAUUUGGAUUCUCAAUCUGUUUACCUACGUGGUGCAGAAUCGACGGAUGUGUCUCUCGCUUUGCAAAGCAGAAUGGAUGAGGACAUGUUUGAAGGCCUCAAGGGAAUGUUCCAGGCUCGUCUAGAUUAUCUUCAUGCUGUCUGGAAGCAGAAGAACUCAGUGGGUUCAACCACCAGACAUGGACUCAGGAAGUCAAGUGUCUGUACUGACAGUGAUGACAGCAUUGAAGGCAAGGUGUCUGACCUGGAUGAACGCGUGAACUGAAGCGUCUAUGACCAUGACUUUUCUAUUGUUGUUUUCAUGGAGCAUUAUUUUUCAUCAUAUUUUUAUAUUUUUAUUGAGCUUUGGGCAUGCUGCUUGUGUGCUGCGUCUUGCUCACAGUGUCACGCUAUAUUAGCAGCCGCUGGCGGCUGAAUAUACGAUAGUUGCUGUCGUUUUAUUUCUUAACAAGUGGUGUGAUCCGACUGUUA
This is a messenger RNA of Corticium candelabrum, 2662 nucleotides long. RefSeq lists its product as uncharacterized. The transcript is spliced from 10 exons. Gene Ontology annotation, molecular function: DNA binding. The record is from RefSeq and is a predicted model, not a curated record. Bases 174 to 2456 code for a protein of 760 amino acids. Lineage: Eukaryota; Metazoa; Porifera; Homoscleromorpha; Homosclerophorida; Plakinidae.